AUGAGACCAGAGUCUAUUGACCAAAUUAUCUGCGAUGAGUUACCUGAUCCAGAUAUAAAUCCAGAUCUUUAUCAAAUUAUCAAGACAACCAUGGUUCACGGUCCAUGUGGAUCUUUUAAUUUAAAAUCACCCUGUGUUGUUAAUGUUAAGUGCACAAAAAAUUACCCCAAGGAAUUUUUAAAAGAAACUCAAACAGGAGAUGACGGAUAUCCCAAGUAUCGUAGACGAUCACCAGCAGACGGAGGAAAAACUUUCAAACUUAACGGAGUUGAAAUCGACAACCGAUGGAUAGUGCCGUACAAUCCCGUUCUAUCCCAUACCUUCGGGGCUCAUGUUAAUGUUGAGAGUUGUAACUCUGUAAAAUCCAUAAAAUACAUCUGUAAUUAUUUAAAUAAAGGAUCUGACCAAGCAUCGUUUACCGUUCAGGAUCUUGAUGAGGUGACGAACUACCAGGCGGGACGUUACAUCAGUAGCUCUGAAGCAGUCUGGCGAAUAUUUCGUUUUCCUAUUCAUGACAGGUUUCCUUCGGUGAUGCAUCUUGCUGUACACCUUGAAAAUGGUCAAAGAAUUUAUUCUACUGAGCAAGAUGUGGCUGACAAAGUAAUUAAUCCAAAAACAACAACACUAAUGGCUUUUUUUGAGCUUUGCCAAGUUGAUGACUUUGCAAAAACUCUUUUGUAUGUUGAAGUUCCAGCUUAUUACGUAUGGAAAAAUAACCACUUUGAUAGAAGAAAAAAAGGUAAGGUUGUUUCAGGUUAUUUAGGAGUCAAGAAAGAUCAAAUUUUAGGUAGAGUUUAUACCGUGCAUCCCGGAAAUACUGAAUGUUAUCACCUGCGUCUUCUCUUACAUGAGAUUCGAGGUCCUACAUCAUUUUCUACUUUCAAAACUGUUGAUGGAGUGUGGAGUGAUUCAUCCAACAUUUCAAGCAGCAUGUAG
Messenger RNA from Cotesia glomerata, 936 nucleotides. RefSeq lists its product as uncharacterized. The record is from RefSeq and is a predicted model, not a curated record. The transcript has a single exon. NCBI's taxonomy places the organism in Eukaryota, Metazoa, Arthropoda, Insecta, Hymenoptera, Braconidae. The coding region runs from base 1 to 936 and encodes 311 amino acids.